This is a messenger RNA of Blepharisma stoltei, 1476 nucleotides long. Lineage: Eukaryota; Ciliophora; Heterotrichea; Heterotrichida; Blepharismidae. The record is from the annotation of a GenBank genome assembly.
AUGAGAAAAAGGCCAAGAGUUCAGAAAAAGUCUGAAAAGCCUAACAAAAAGCUACACAGCAAUGUCGUGAAGGAGCCUGAAGAUAUCAGAGAAUUAGAGUACGAAGACCACGGGGAGGAUGAAUAUGACAGCGAAAGUGAAGCUGUCUAUCAUAGUGGCAGCAGUGUGGGCGAGGCUGAAGAAUGGGAAGAUUUCAAGAAUUUACGACUGGAAGAGACAAAAGAUGGAGAAAUUAGCCUUGUCAAUGAUCCUAGCUAUAAUGCGAUGGAAGAGGAAAAAAUUGAGCCAGAAGAGGAAAAAGAAAUAUGGACCGGAGAUCCACGCCAAAUUAAACAAGGCGAAAUUUUGGAUUUCGAGAAUGAAGCUUAUGAGCUGUUUUAUCGAACUUCAGUGGAGUGGUCUUGUCUGUCAUUAGACAAUAUAAAAGGCCCAGAAAUGUGCACUGGGUUUCCGUACACAAUUUAUCUGGUAAGUGGGACGCAAGCCCCUGAAGGCCAAAACAAAGUUUACGUCAUGAAAUGGUCAGAGCUUUAUAAAACUCAGUAUGACGAUAAGUCUGCCUCUGAAGAAGACAGCUCUGAAGAAGAAGCUGAAGAAGGCGACGAAGCAAAAAUGGAUUAUGUGGAAUUUUCCCAUCAUGGAGUCGUCAACAGAAUAAGAGCAAAUCAAGACUUUAACGCAGUGGCCACAUGGAGCGAAAAAGGAGUUGUCAAUAUUUUUGACCUCAGUUCACCUUUAAAAAAGCUGGAGUCUGCAAAUGGGGUUGUAAAAUCCCGAGCUGUCGUAGUUAAUACCUUUAACGUCCACAAUGAAGGAUAUGGCCUUUGUUGGGGAUAUAAUGGAACAUUAUAUGCAGGUGGUGAAGGAAUACACAUGUUUGAGUACAACGGAUCACAAUGGAGCCACUCCAAAACAUACAAUGGGCAUAAAGAUGCUGUUGAGGAUAUACAAAGAAGUCCUACAGAGCAAACAGUCUUCGCAAGCUGCUCAUGUGAUAAAUCCAUUAAAAUUUGGGACACAAGGGUAGCCACAGCUGAUGCACAAAUAACAAUGCCUAAUGCACAUGAAUCUGAUGUAAAUGUAAUAUCCUGGAACACUCAAGAAGCAAGCCAAAUCGCAUCAGGCUCAGAUGACUGCUCUUUUAAGGUGUGGGAUCUGAGGUUUUCUCAGCAGCAGGCUGCAUCAAUUAAAUGGCAUUCUGAUUCGAUCACGUCAAUAUGCUGGAAUCCGAUGGAUAGUUGUGAGCUUGUAGUAGCCUCAGCUGAUGAUAGAAUUACGGUGUGGGACUUGUCAGUUGAAGCUGAAGGGGAAAUUGAGCCUGGGUACCCUCCUCAAUUAUUGUUUAUUCAUCAGGGACAGGAAGAUGUCAAAGAAGUGAUGUAUCAUCCUGAUUACCAGAUGAUCUUGUCAACUGCUGCGAACUCUUUUAAUGUGUUCAGGCCAAAUAUCAAUGUUAAAGAAGAAGAGGAUAGUUAG